Pseudo-nitzschia multistriata is the source of this 15372-nucleotide messenger RNA. Lineage: Eukaryota; Bacillariophyta; Bacillariophyceae; Bacillariales; Bacillariaceae. The record is from the annotation of a GenBank genome assembly.
AGUCGAAAACCAAGUUCCAGCGAAGGUUCGUCCGUGACUUGCGACAAUGGUAUCCACCAUACUCAGAAAGUAAGGAUCUAAAUCUCCCAAAUUGCUAACUUUCCAAUAAUCGUCUAAGAAACGGACAUCGUGAUAUUUUUUAAUAGGAUCAAAGAAAGUUUUGUUGCGCUCAUCGGUUGCAAUGAAAAGAAUCUCCCCAUCGUUCCAAAUCUCCUUCAGAUUUUCGUACCAUUCUUCCGCUGAAAUUUUAACUUCUUUGUAUUGUAGAUCUCCACGGCGCACAUGCAAUGUAGACCAUUCCUUUCCCUCACUAUUCAAUGCUUGAACAAUUUUACCUGCUGCGCAGUAUAGGGUAUCUUUAUAAUGCAAAAAGUCACGGACAAAUCUCUUGUAGUGAUUAUCAACAACGGGAUCGGAGAAAAAUAGAAAAGAAUAGAAGUGAUUAAGAAGUCGAUGUCCUCCCUUGUUGGGAUCUACUCCUGUCGAAUCCCAAUGAAUAAGAUCUGGUUCGUGCAACGAUUGGUUAUAGUACACUGGGGUCCGUUUUUCACCGCAAAACCGAUUCGCACGUUGUUCUAAGUCCUCUCCAACAUCCCCGCCAUUGAAGACGUGUUGAUCAAAUACAAAGCAAUUCACACUAGACUCCAAAGGUGGCUGGUAUCCCGCCUUUCUCAAGUGCUUGUAAAUAUUCUCGCAAUGGUUUCCUGCACCGUCCCUAUAGAGACAAAGUUUUGCUGUUUCGUUGGCUUUCAGUUCUGUGAUUUCUUUGUCGGUGAGAAAACUCAACAGCCUUUCAUGUCCGCCGCCUUCGUUGGAGAAAACCUCACGUUCAAAGAACUCUUCCAUUGAAAUUACCUCAACUUCUUUCUGAAAUGCCUCGUUUGAAAUAUCAUAGAAAGAACCAAAAGACCGAGCGUUCUUCUCACCCAUCCCUAGCAGAUAAAAUGGUGCCUUCGGUGGGAGUACUAACGUCCUCCCUGUUGUCGCUGCAAAGAUAAAAAUAAUCUCCAUACUCAUCCGGAUAUUGUUCCAGCCACCGGGGUCCGGCUCAAAAGUCAUGUAUCUAGGCUUUCGUUUCUCUCUGUCGUUAGUCUUCAGUUCCAUAGCUUGCGCUCGAAAAGGACUUUCGAAGUUUUGAUCCCUUGUCCCUUGCGGCUGGUUCCAGUAGACAAUAUCAUCAACAUCCACAUCGCAUUCCACGUGACCCCAUUUCGCUCCCUCUAAAGCUGGAGUUUGCGACAUAGGAAGUCCUGCUACACCACGCGCUAGAACUUCGCGGUUCAUCUUCUUCUCAGAAUCUGUUAAUUUGUUCAUGAUUGGAUCCAAAACAUCCUUCGGCAAAUCAUUUUUGGGUUUUCCUUCCUCUUUUCCUUUACUGGGGAAGUGCUUUGAUUCUUUAGCAUUUCCCUCUGUUUUAUUUGCUUUCGUAGGUUUCUCUUUAACCUUUGGAGAUAUUUUUGCGCUUUCCGGUUUUUCCACAGGUUUCGCAUCGAGACUGUUCCCAUUCCUGCCAUUUUCUACCGCCUCCUUUGACUGGACAAUGACAUUGUGUAUUGAACUGGGUGCGUGAUUUAAACCGUGUCCGGUUGUCGUUGAUAAUUCAAGGAGGACGAUGGGAAGUAGUAUCGUCAUCGACAGUGCUAAGAAUAUGACUAGCAACAGGAUUCUUUUUGCCUUAGACAUUUUUGAUAUCGCAGCGCAGUUGGCCUGCUCUCUUCUCACGGAUCGAACCGAUCUGUAUCCUGAAUUCCGGUGACCCGCCGAUGCUGAAAACAUGGUACCGUAGGUUAGGGUUGCGGGUUCGGCGAUAAUGGUCGGGAUCCUUGUUGUACAAUGCUUUUCUAGCCACGGAAUGCUUCCCUAGACUCGAUCUCAAGUGGUAGUCGACAAAUGUUGAUCGGUAUGUUUUUUGUGUCUUCGGAACGAGAUGUUGCCAGUCUCCGCAAUGCAUUGGGACUUCCGCGGAAACAUGUAAAUCGACGGGGCAAGAAAAAAAUUAGGCUUCUGGGCUUUGGUUUCCGAUACGGCAAUUACGAGCAGGGGUCAUAAUUUAGAGGGGUGCGCGCUCCGGCAUUUUCUGAAAAACUCAUAUUCCAUGUUAGGCACCAAUAAGAAAAAUUUCCCCCCAGGUAAAAAAUUCAUUUUUACUGCAUAAUACUAGUAAAACUAUCCAACCUUUAAGCAGUUACAACAUUAUCAAAAAUACUACCAUUAGAAUUUUUGAGUACACUAUCUAGCCAAGUUUUUCAUGAGGAUUCUGAAUAUGCCAAUAUUUUAUGUAUCAAAUGAAAUGAUAGUGUACCUUUUCACUGUUGAAUAUUGACUAGAUUAUUAGUACUAGAAAUUACUACUGGGGAAUUAGUGGGAGAAACGGAUGAAGGACAGACAGUUCGAAUUUUUGCUAAGGACUAGACUGGUGGGACUGACUGGACAAAGGACAGACUAUUUCUACUGCAAAUACAGUACUAGUCUGUUACUACCACCAGCCCUGUGUCAGCACCUUAAAGUUUGAACUGGACGAGAGAGCAAUAACAGUGAAAAUAUACUUACUACUUGACUCUCAGCUAUAUGAGAGAUGUGCAUGUGAAGUUCAAAAAUCAGAGAGUGAUUGGAAGUGUUCCCGUGCAUGGGGUCUUUCAGGUACACUUUUUGCAGUGAUAGUAUGCAGUAAAAAUAAAAUUGAAAAAAAUCCAUGGGGGGAAAUUUUUCUUAUUGGUGCCUAACAUGGAAUAUGAGUUUCGAUGCGAUGCGCACCCCUCUAAAUUAUGAUCCCUGAUUACGAGUAUGUACCAGUUAAUUCAAUAUAAAGUGUGUUAACCGUAAAAAACCUACUGAACCCUACUUGGAGAAAAGUAACUUUACUCCAGGCAGAAAAAUUAUUACUAGUAAAAUCAUGGUUAAUUUUGAGGCCCAGCAUUUAGUACUGGUUCCUACCAGCCGCUACAUAGAUCUACAAGUUUUUGAUCACUUUUUGACCACAAACAGUGUUCAUGAGGCAAUUAAAAGUGCUCAUGAACCGGGUCAAAUGAGAUCCCCUUUGGGGAUAUGCUUGGUCAUAGUGCUAAGAAGAGUGCUGUUUGUCAUUGUUACACGAUUAGGGGUCACCAGGGGGAGCCGGUUCUCAACUUUACAAUAGUAGUAACAACUUGAUCAAAAAUAUUGAUAAUGUACAUUUUUACUAGCCUGUCUACUAUCAUAUAGGCUUAGCCAGCAGAUGUAUGGUUCCAGCCUUGUAUUUGUGGCCAUCUUUUUCCGGUGUAAAUAUGUUGAGCGCGCCAACUGACAUCACAAAAUCUUGUCGGAACACACCAUUUUUUCUAUGGAAUUUUUGUCAUGAUGUCUGUUGGAGUGCUGGAAAUAAAUUCUCGAUGAACAUAUUUACCUAAAAUAACAUCCGAUGCUGCACCAAUACUGAUCCUUCAUGGUGUUAGAUGAUGUUGAUAGCAGCAAGGCAACUCCUUGUCAGUUGUUGGACACAGAGGAGUCCUCACAAACAUGUGCUCAAGCUACCAUAAUUCCAGUGAAAGCGCUUCUCGUUCCGACAACCAACAUCCACUUGCCCCCCCCCUCCACUGACACUAAUCAGCCACAUUAUAAAGCAACAGUUCAUCUUCAGCAACAGUAUCAGAAACACUACUCAGCAACUCUAACCAGCUAUCAAUCCAAGCAAGGUACAUAUCAACGACAACAAAUUGACAACUCCCAUCAGCAGCACAGCAGCACUAAUCAAUAGCAGCAACAAUGACAACAACCAGCAGCAUCAUUAUCAAGAAAUACUAUCAGGAGCAACGCUCAGUAAUACUGUUACUAAACGCUCAGCAACACUCAUCAGGAACAGUUCAUCUCCAGCAACACCAGUAUCAGCAACACACCAGGACAACGCGUCAACGCUAUCAACAACAACAACAACAACAACAACAACAACAACAACAACAACAACAACAACAACAACAACAACAACAACAACAACAACAAGGAAUUGACAACAUCGAAUCGACGACUCCCAUCAGCAGCAGUAAUCAGCAUCAGCAACACUCAGCAAUACUAUCAGCAAUAUCUCCAGCAACAGUCCUAUUCCCAACAGUAUUUCCACAGCAACAGUACUAUCAGCAACAUUAUCGAUGCCACUCAACAACAUAACCAACUGACGUGGUUCCUCAAGAACCAACAAAUGUUCAACAACAACACGGCAACCAGCCUUCUUUGAGUACCAAGCGUCUGCCUUUGAAGCAGCCUUUGAGUUAGAAUCAGUUGUGGAAACUUUGUUUGAGGAUGAUGAAAGCUCAAGUGAUGAGGAGGUUGUUGAUGAAACUGACCCUAAUUAUGAUUCUGAAGCUUCAGGAAUGAGUCACAAGGAGGCAGCACAAGCAGAGUUCUUCAAUGUGAUCAGUCAGAGCCAACAAACAGCUUGGAAUUGGGACAAUGUGAUUGAGCCUCAUGAUACUGAGUUCUUUUAUUGGAAAGAUGGAACUAUUGUUGACAACAGUCUUAACUACCCAAAGGUCCCAGUGGGUUAUGAAAGAAAGGAUCCAAAGGUUGACAAAGGUUAACCUGAGCACUGGAAAGAUGUUGAUAAUCCAGGUGGGUGGCAUCCGUAUUAUUACAGACCCAAGUUUGAAGCAGGUACAGGGAAGUACAAAGGACACUUCCUUCCUUCUGAGUGUAAGCCUUUCUAAGUUCCUAAACACUUAUCUGAUCUUGGCAAGGAACCUAUCAGAGAGCAGAAUGGAUGGAAGUUUCAUUACCUAAGGUGGGAUGCGGAUCCUACACUGGAAGAUCCUAACAACCAGUUUACAAGGAAGUUUGCUACUAGAGACAACAUGUUUCCAGAUGAGAGGAAGGGGAAGUUGGAUAUUUACAAGCUUCAGCAGCAUGGGCUCACGAAGGACCGUAUUGAAAAUGGAGAUGCAUUCUUCUUCUACCAGUUGCUCCUUCCUAUUGCUCCUGACACAGCAGAUGCUCAGCGGUACCAAAGUGAACCAGAGAAGAAGCUUACUUAUUACAACAAGGUGAUGAGAUAUACAAAUAUGUACAUCAUGGAUUCAAAUGAAGGGGAAUGACAAACGCAUACUUCCAGUACCAACCCCUUUGCUCCAAUGAACUUCUCAGCUCAAAUCAAAGCUCGUUACAAACUAAAUGCAGUUCCAUACAAGUUUCAUACUCCUGACACCCUCGCUAAAGUUCUCAAUAUUUUGGCAAUUCCUCAUGCAAUCCGACAAUACCAUCAAGACCCUCAAAACUUGCCAUCAGGUUUUGUCACGCGAGAUGGUACCUACUUCGUUCUUGUUGAUCUUGGACCACAAAGUGAAAAGAAUGACAGGUGACACAUCCUAUGAACUCUACAAUUUGUACACGUGCUUCACAACCCAUUGCUCUUGAUAUGGUAAAUAUUGUCACCCAUAUCCAUGCUUUUGUCCCACGUGCACUCACCCCCGAGGCUUCACCAUUGGCGCAAAUAAUGAUGAUGACCUUCAUUUGACCUUUGAAACAAAAAUAUCUACUGACUCACGAAUCAUCUGGGAUGUUCUUCACCAAGCUUGGGCUUCCCAUGAUAAAUUCUGUCAUAUUGUCAAGCUCCACGAUGGGCAUGGAUACAAAGCAUUAAAAUCAAUCAUCUGCGAAACUCAUCUGCUCUUGAUUGAAUCCCCGUCCAUGUUGGUUACAACACGUCCUACCCAAGGAUCACUAUCCCUUAUGGAGUAUUGGAAGAAAUACAACCACUACAUCAUGCUCUGAGCAUUGGUUGAAAAUAACAAACAAACUGUUUAUGACAAAAACGAACGUGAACACUUUGUCAACGGUUGUACCUACUCCUCUUUCCUCCAAACCGAGAUCCGUCGCGAGCAGGAUUUUGACCAUCUCAAACACAAAUUUGAACCAUCCAACUUCCUUGCUACCCUCCAGCAAUACCUGAACCUUCCGAAUAGUCCGGCCAUCAUGCAACUGGUAUACCAAAACCAACCUCACAAAUUCAAUCCAUACACUCCAAGUUACAAACGUCCCAAAUCUGCAACAAAAACGGCCUUGGUACACCAAAUCCAGACUACCGAAGUUGACGACAACUUCCUCGACCUUGCUUACUCCAUGUCAGUCAAUCAAAUCAAAGCUAACCCAGCUUCAUUGAAUAAACCAUGCCUCAUCUGCAAUAUCAACUUUUGCCAAAUGUACAAACAAGCGCAAAAUUUGCUAAACAAAGCUAACGCCUUGAUUAAUCAAGUUCAUGCAACAGCACCAAUUGAAGACACACAGCUAAUGAUUGAAGAAGCCUUACCUCCCACCACAUCAACUAAUGAUGACAAUGAAGCGGAUUUUGUUCAGGGCCAAAGAUAAAAUUGGACGAUCCACGCCCUCUCCCUCAUCCGUCACAACAUCUCCCCGUCCUCCAUAUGCUAAAUGCCAUCCAUAUCAUGCAUAUGCACUCCACAGACACUGUAAGGGAUACAUCAAUACAGUCAAAAUCCCCACGUGCCCACAUCAUGCCUUUCUAACCAAAACUGAAAAAGGACCCGAUACACCCUGCAAACCAGUUGUAACAUCUCCAAUAAAUGUUGUCGACAUUCACUCAACUACAUCUACACCACAUCCUAUACUGCUGCCAACCGUAUACGCUUCUAAUAUCUCCUCCACCGUCAGAGCACAAAUUGACACAGGUACCAAUAUUACGUGUACCAAUCUGAUUGACGUAAUACACAACUACAGACCAUACACCAAAGACUUCCCGUGCCAGCUAGAACUUGUCAGCACCAUAAACUCUACCAAAGGCGUAUAUCCUCACAGUGAAGGAUACCUACAUGUACCGGCCGUCAACGACAGUGGUUAUACAUGCAUUUGCUGUAUCUAUUCCCCAACCCUGUCCUCCACAUUAAUUUCUGAAGAUGAAUAUAUAUGUUCUAAUCCAAAACUCAAACUUCAAGAUUAUACAAUUGAAAUUUACAAAUUUCAUCACUCCAAUAAAAUCACCAUCAAAUGUAAAAACCAAAAGGAUGAUGAUAAAACAAUCAUUAUUCAUGGUGUCAUUUCUUUUGGCAAAUUGUACACCCAACCACUCAUCAUGCCUGAUCUCCUCCUGCAUCACCCUCAAGGGACACCAUACAAGUCUCUCGAGAAAGCCCUCAGUCACGACGACCAAUUUGCAAAGAACUGUUUUACUGCCACUGUCAACAAAAUACAUGUCUACCAAAAACGUGCGCACAAUCACAUCGAAGAAGAAAUGCAUCAACUACCUUCCAACAUCCCAAACCACCCCAUCAAUGAUUGGAUAUUUGAUGCUGCGCCCAUCAACAUCAUCAAAGCCCAAACAGAAUGACUCCUUCGGCAUCAACGUCUCAGGCACAUCAAUGACAAUUACUUAUACAAUGCUCAUAAGUUCGUUGACGGUAUCCCCAAGUUCAAGCACAACGAUCCAAUCCUCGAUAAAAGUCCUACAUGUAUACAAUCCAAACAAACAAAAAUGCCAGCUGGCCCUAACACCACGCGCACAGCUCAAUUUCCCUUCCAAGGUCUCUCUGUUGAUUUCUCGUUCAGUGGUGUCAAAUCUAAGGACACCUCACGUGCACAAGACUACGAAGGAAUUAAUGGUGAAACCAGUUGGAUUCUUAUCUCAGAUCACUUCACUCACUUCUUAACUGGCGACACUUGACUUUCAAAAGCAUUGCCUAUUACCUGGCUUCAAAACUUUCUUGAAAUGAACGCACCAAAUUGUUCUGACAAAUACGUUCACAUGGAUCAAGGUGGUGAACUCUAUCAUAACCCAGAAGUAUUCAAAUUGUUUACUCAACAUGGCUACCAAAUCCGACCAACAGGUGCCGAUUCCUCUCACCAAAACGUCCCAGUUGAAUGAGCUCAUCAACCAGUCACUGAACAAAUACGCUGCCUUCUCUCGGGUGCCCACCUUCACAUCAAAUUUUGGCCAUAUGCAUUUCAUCACUCUCUUCGAAUCCUGAAUGCACUUCCCCAGCGCACGCAAACACAAUCGCCUCUGCAACUCAUUACAGGAAAGAAAGAAAACUCACGCAACUUUAAAACUUUUGGAUGUUGCGUAUGGGGUCGUCCACCUGGUUGGCAAACCGCUAAAUUCAAAAAUAAUUCUCGAAAAGGCAUCUUCCUCGGAUAUCUGGCCGUCUUUGGGAAGAACAUAUCAACAAAAUUCUUUUCUCCAAAGAAUUACGCUUCACGACAACAACUCAAGACAAAUGUAUUUAUCAAACCACUUUACAAAGACAUGAAAAUACUUAUGUUUCAUCAAGUGGAUGACUUCCUCAUCUCAUCACUGAAUGCCACUCUGGCAAAUGAAAUCUACGACAUUAUAGGCAAGAAAAUCCAACUUCCAAAAGAAAAUAACAUUCCUUUCAAGAACUUAGGACUUGCAACAUCAUAUAAUGGAGUCAAUAUCAAGCAAACCAAACACUACAUUGAAAUUUCUUGCAAAGAUUACAUUGACUGUGUUGCCAGAUCUCAUGGAUGGAUGACACCCAAAGAUGAAUUGGUCAGUUAUCCAAUUGCUCCUCUCCCCAAAAAGGCAUUAGAUAAAAUCUUUGACAACGACAGCCCACUUGAAGGGUUACCAGAACACAAGAAACUCAAAGAACAACAUGGUUUCCCCUAUCGUACAAUGCUUGGCAAAAUCUUGUACGCCUACAAUGUAUGUCGACCCGACAUUGGUUUUGCUGUUUCAACCAUGUCCAAAUUCUCGUUGGCUCCUUUGGAUCUACACUUUAAAUAUCUUAAAGGUGUCGCUCUAUACCUUUGACAAACCAAAACAUGGGGACUACAAUACUGCAAUACAACCAUUCUACCAGACAACUAAAUCCCCGAUGGCACUUUCACUGAUUCUCCAAUUCCAUUACCAGAUAAUCUUCCACCUUUUCCGUCCUUACCUACAGAUGCCACCAUCACAUGUCUUGUCAAAGCCGCAUAUGCAAACAUCAAACUGAAACAAAAAUCCACCACAGGUUUCGCUAUCAUGUUGGCAAAUGCCGCCAUUGUAUAAAUCCAAAACACAAUCACAAAGCGCGCAGAGCUCCACUGAAGUGGAAUUCUAUGCUGCCGUUUCUGCUGCCGAAAUUGUGUUGUACCUCAGGUCUAUUCUUGCUGACCUAGGUUUCCCUCAGAAAAAUCCAACAACGUUGUUUGAAGACAACAAUUCUACCAUCAAAAUUGUAAACUCAGGAGUCCUGACAGAACGAUUGCGACACAUUGACAAUCCCUACUUUGCAAUUCAAGAUUGGAAACGAGACCUCUACAUCAAGAUGCAGUUCGGUUGGGUCCUUCACAAUCGACAUGUACGCUGACUGUUUGGCCACUUUACUAUUUCACCAUCGAAAUAAUAUCCUCCUUCCUCGUCAUUUUUGCUCUGAUCUGCUCGAUUUACACAUCACAGAUCACGGGAGGGUGCUGUCUGUAGGAUAUCAGACCAUGGGUAUGACUCAUAUCUAUGACACAUACAUGUGAUAAGUAUCUACAAUUCAUACACACCAUACAUAUAUGAUUCACUUGAUCCCAUUGGAUUCAUACAAUUGACAUGACUCAUUUCAUUCACUUCCUUGAGUGACUCKACUCAUUCGAUUCACACAUCACUCGAUCCUCACAGUGAUCGAUUCUAGAUUUCAUAGUUCGUCAAUCCUCAAUAAGAGCAUUGACUCACUUUUCUUCUAGCACACAUUUUAUAUCACUAUUAGGACAGUCACUCCCACAAUGCUGGCUUGGAUCUGUGUAUUGAUUAGACUAGUUGGCCGUAUCAAGGGUUUGGUGGUCCCCUUGUUAACUAUCUGAAAGGAAAGAUGAUUACAAGAGGUCGACAGACUGUCCUUAUGUCAGAUGUUGAUCGGAUUUGUCCCCCACCAGCUUGGAAACAUUGAUAGCGCGGGUGGAAACCCGAUGAUGAUAGGCAUUCCUGUACUGGUCCAGCUGAAGUUCAUCACCUUGUUAACAACUUUGUUCUUGGUAACAUAGGACCUGGGAAGAUUUGGAAAUUGCCACCUCAUAUCAUGGCGGACAAUUUUGGAUUGGAUUGGUGAGCAAGGCUUGGGUAUGAUGGGAACUGUUGCUAAGAACAGGCUGCCAGCAAAGGUUCCUGGAAAGAACUUUCAUAAGAAGAAUGCCGCAGGGGAUUCAAAUGGAAAAUGAAGAGCAAAGGCAUCCCGUAUAAUUAAGCCUAACUGCUGUGAAAACUGUACCAGCAGAUUUUGACAAGGGGACAAGAGCCUACAAACAAGUCCACUGUUCAUUCCAGAGCACAGGAGCCUACAACUUAGGCUUGGUCAACUCUAUUUCAUCUUCAUCCUUUUAUAUUCAUUGGAAGGAAAGAGGAAGGGGGGCUGAGAAGUGUGUAUGGGGCAUUGAAAUGAAUGAGUCUCGUGAGGUUUAUCUUUAUAGUUAUGGGAAACUGGAUCAUAUUGACGCAUACAUCUCCCAAGCCAAUAUUGCCUACAGAUCGUGGAAAUACUAUCAUGCGGCAGUUAACCAUGCAAAAGCAUUGGAAAUUGCUACUACUUACAAUAUCUACAAAGAGUGUACUGAUGGAAGCCUUGAUGUAGAGUCGAAGGUAAACAACGUUAUGAGCUAUCUUGAGUUCCAUCAAAGGCUUGCUUUGCAGAUGACAAGGUACAAUCCAGCUGAGCAGGCCUAUAACUGUGAUGCUAGGCUUAGCCAGUGUACAAAAGCAACACAAAGGUUAAGAAGCAGUAGGGAAACUAGAAGAAAAGCAUGCAAGACUUCUUUCCUUAGGAAUGGCAAGCUGCUUGCAUACCACAAUUUGCAAACGAUUAUGGUACAAAGACAUGCAUAUCUUAUUAUGAUAUGAUAGAGUGUCACAGUUCAAUAGUAGCGUAAGUACCCUACAAAGUUGGAAUGAGUAUGGGUACUCCUACUAGUACAGAUUAUAGAUGAUGAUAUCAAUCACAAAGUACACUUGUGCCAGGAAGGCACAGCAAUACUCCAGGUAAAAUAUUUGCAAAAUGGAACUAAAAUUGCAUUCUCAUUAUUGCCUCACCAAUGGCAAUGAAAAUUCCUACUAUAUAACCAUAUGACCCUAAAUAGUCAUACUGUGAAGCAUACUCCUACUUUUGAGACCGUAUUGCUUUUUUUCUACAGUAAUUUUCUACAGGCUUAUGGUACUUCUUCUUCUUGGCUACCAACCAUUCAGUAGCUUUUUAGUUGCAUUCUCAAUGGUUGAAUGCUGCAGCAGAAUGCAAUAAUACAACAAAAAUUGGUCAUAUCUUGACUAAGGGGAAAUGACCCAAUGCAACUCAGUUUGGAGGUGCAAACUAGUAGCACAUCAUUUUGAUCACCAUUUGAUCUGGAGGCUCACUGAUACAGAGAUAAUGAUAUUGAGGCUUCUGCUGACAUGGAGGCUUGCUGCUGAUAUGGUAUCCACUGAUACCGCUUCUGUUAACACAAAGGCUUGUUAACACAAAGGCUUGCUGAUACAGAGGCUUGCUGAUACGGCAUCUGCUGAUUCAGAGGCUUGCUGCUAAUACACAGGAUACUAAAACAAGUUGCUAAUACAGAGGACACACACUGAUACGGAGGUACAGAGGAUGCUGAUACAGAGGAGUCCAUCUACGAUUAUGUUCUACAAUAAUGUCUGUAUUGGUGCAGAUCCAUCAUAGGAAGGGACUUGCUGAUACAGAGGAGUCACUGAUACUAUUUGCUGAUAUGAGCCGGUGACACGGAUGAUGCUGAUACUGACAAUUCACUGAUAUAGAUGAGUCGCUGAUAUGGCGUCCACUGAUAUGGAGGAUGCUCACUGAUAAGCAGGACCCUUGGUGAUAAGAGGAUGUGGGUACAGAUGAUGUAGAUACAGAGGAUGCUGAUAUGGAGGACACUUGCUGAUACAGAGGAUGAUGCUGAUACAGAGGCUUGCUGAUACAACAUGCUGAUACAGAGAAUGCUGAUAUGGAGGAGGCUCACUGAUAUGGAGGAGAAAUAUGGGAGAGCUACUGAUACAGAGGAUGUUGGUGAUACAGAAGAAGGGACAGAAACUGAAUACUACGGACACUGAAUAUCAUGGACACUGAAUAUGGAUGCUGAAUAUGGACGCUGUAUAUGGAUGCUGAAUAUGGACGCUGAAUAGGGGCGCUGAAUAUGGACGCUGAAUACGGAUGCUGAAUACGGAUGCUGAAUACGGACGCUGAAUACGGACGCUGAAUAUGGAUGGUGAAUGUGGACACUGAAUAAGGAAGCUGAACAAGGAUGCUGCUGGAUAUGGAUGAGUUUUUGAUAUGGAGGAUGAUGCUAUACAGAGACUUGCUGAUGGGGAGGAUGCUGAUACAGAGGAUGCUGGUGUUACGACGAGUCAUUGUUGUAGUACUAGCUACUACUACUAGCUGCUAACUAUUAGUACUACUUGUCCUCCCCCUCUAAGAUCUUAAAAUAAUGUCAUAAUAGUAAUAUACUUCUGUUAUUGUCAAGAUUUACCUCCAUGAUUCUAUGUCUGUUUAGUAUGGAAAUUGCCUUGUGCUCAUUAAUUUGCAGAUUUUUUGCACUAUUGGCAUGGUAUGCCGGCAGUAGGAAUCAAUACGAUGUACACAUAGAAUUGUACUUCCUCCGUCCGUAAUUAAAUGUCCCUUUUGCACCUUUACUACUGAAAUAAGGUCAUUAUUUGGGCAAUUAGAAUGCUUCUUUUUGCACUUAACAGAUCUAUUAUACAGUUAUUCAUUCAUGAACAUUGAAUAUAGUCAAUAUGUCUGACGUACUUGGUGUAACUACUUAAAGAGACCUGAUUUUGGCAUAUGAUUUUCAUUUUACCGGUUGAAAGGGUUCUGCCAGUCAUUUAACUACGGGACUGGUGGCUAUAGAAAGCUGAGAGUGAGAGCUUUAUUAGGAUAUGCUUAUCGUGCUCGUUGAGAAGGUUCCUGUGCAGUCAUUGUUGGUCAAAAGAGAACCCAAAUAUUGCUCGGGCAGUUGUUCGGGCGCAUGCAGUUUUCAUGUGGUUUUUUGAAUCCUGCGCUGGAGAGAGGAAUCGAAGAGAAAAAAAAGUGCUUCGCGCAUGGUGAAAAAUGCUCCCCGUGUUAUUUACACGUGAUAAUUUUCACUCUUGAUUCACUCACACCUCCCAAUUUCCUCUUUUUGACUCCUUUCUGUCACUUUGCUGCUCUUUCCAUUCAACUGACUAAGACCGGCUUCUUUCUUCUUUGCACCUCAAGUGACUCAUUGACGCGCCUCCACUGAGCACCUCCACUGAGUGCCUCCACUAAGAGGGGGGGAAGACCAGUCUGCGUCUCCGUUGAGAGGGGAUCAAAUGCACCUCGCGCCUCCGUUGCAUGGACCGGUCCGCGUCUCCGUUCCGCGUCUCCAUUGCACCCAGCACUAAUAGGGGAUCCAUCGACCGGUCCGCGUCUCUGUUGAGCCAACGCGCCUCCACUAAGAGGGGGGAAGACUGACUCACGUCUCCAGCAUUGCUUCCACUAAGAGGGACCGACGUGGGACGUUGCUUCCUCGCCUCGGGGGAAGGGAGGACUCCGCAUCUCCAUUGCUUCCACUAAGAGGGGGGAAGACCGACUCGCGUCUCCGUUGCUCAUACUGACUCGCGUCUCCGUUGCUCAUUGACGUUGAGCCAACGCGCUUCCACUAAGAGGGGGAAAGACCAACUGGGGCGUCUCUACUCGCCUUGCUAAGAGGGGAUCCAUCGACCGUAUGCAACAAUCAACCGACGAUUUGCCGCUGGGUUGAUUCGCCGCUGCUUGUUUGUUUCAACUCACUUUUUCUCCCCUUGAUUCUUUCUAAAGCGAAUCCACUAACAGCAAGAUGACAACUAAUGCAAUUGAGCUGCUGCUUGAAGCUAGCGAUACUCCUGCAACAACAACAGGAGCAAGUGAUACGGCAAGUGGAAGCGAUACGGCAAGUGGAAGCGAUACGGCAAGCGAUACUGCGAGUGAUGAUACUACUGCGAGUGAGUCCUCUUUGUCUAAGAAGAAGAAGAACUUGACUAACAACCAAAGGCAAGCAAUCAUUCAGAUCCUUUUACAAAAAAGGAGCACUAUUGGAAAGCCUCUUCCAAAGGGAGCUUUGAAGGAACCAGCGGAGCUGUUUAACGUAGCAAGAAAAACGGUUGCAAGGAUUUGGAAGAGGUACACAGAAACAUUUGACCCAAUCACUUGCCCUGCUGGUGAUGUUGGCAAGAGGAGACACAAGUGCGGAAGGAAACCAGUACCACUAUCAGUUCUUGAUGCCAUUAGAGAUGUCCCCCACAAAGACAGAGGUGAUCUAAGAACUCUCUCAGCUACUACUGGUAUUCCAAGAAGCACUCUGCACCUACUUGUCAAACGUGGCCAAGUAAAGAAGCACAAUGGAACUACGAAGCCUUUGCUAACAGAUGCGAACAAGCUGAAACAAGUCGAAUGGAUAUUGAAACACAUUGAUAACAACGGAAAAUUUGACGACUUCUUCAAGUACAUACACAUCGACGAGAAGUGGUUCUACUUGAAACGCACAAAGCAAACAAUGUACCUGCUCCCAGAUGAAGCGGAACCCAAGUCGACCUCCAAGUCCAAGAACCAUAUGACGAAGGUCAUGUUCUUGUGUGCAACUGCUCGACCACGAUGGGAUACCAACCGGAACUCUUGGUUUGAUGGCAAAAUCGGAAUAUGGCCCUUUGUUGAGAAGAAACCAGCUCAACAAAGAUCUGUAAACCGCCCUACUGGUACUCUUAUUACCAAGCCUGUCAACGUGAACGGUGACGUUUACAAGAAGAUGCUCCUUGAAAAGGUUCUUCCUGCUAUCUACGAGAAAUGGCCAYGCGGAGCAAGCGGCAAUGACGAGGAAGGCCGUCCUGAGAUUAUUAUCCAGGAGGAUAAUGCGAAGCCUCACAAGGCGUCAAUCAGAGAUGCUAUCAAAGAAGCUGCAGCUAGCAACGGUUGGAACAUUUCUGUUACGACUCAACCUCCUAAUAGUCCGGAUUUGAACGUGCUUGAUCUNGAUGCUAUCAAAGAAGCUGCAGCUAGCAACGGUUGGAACAUUUCUGUUACGACUCAACCUCCUAAUAGUCCGGAUUUGAACGUGCUUGAUCUUGGUUUCUUCAACUCUAUUCAAAGUUUGCAAUACAAGAAACGGUCAAAGGACAUUGAUCACUUGAUUGCUAACGUUGAAAAGGCAUUUGAUGAGACUGAGCGGGAAGCACUGAACAAUGUCUUUCUUUCCCUCCAGGCUUGUAUGGAAGCUACACUUGGUGCUGAAGGUGAUAACAAUUACAAGCUUCCUCAUAUGGGAAAGGCRAGUCUUUUGCGCGAAGGUACCCUCCCGAUCUCCAUUAUCUGUAAUGACGAAAGCCUCUUGGCUGGUCAGCAACUGCUAGCUAGUAGUAGUAGUAGUAGUGCAAGUAGUAGUUAAUAGCAUAAGUAUACUUCUAGUGAAUAUUAAAUGUUUUCUGGUACA